GCAUUUUGUAGUGCCGAAACUGUGCCGAAUGACACACAUCCAUGGACCAUGGACAAGAGAAGUGGUACGAAGAGGCCCAGUCCAGGGAUCAUUUUGAUUCUAACGUUCAGAAAACCACUUUCAAUAAGCUAAAGAUCAAGGGAAUGGCCAAGGAGAAAACGAUAAUGAAGAUGACAAGUCGAGGGAACCAAGUUCGUAUACCGUAUCUUCUUCUGUUAUGGGCAGCAUGUUGGGUAUCUUGGGUUUCUGGAGCCCAUCAUCAUCGGGCCAUCAGGGGGGAACAAUUGCGAGGACGUCCAGCAAUGAAGAUUAGAGCAAGCACAGUCAUUGAAUGGGAUCAAUCCGAUGACAGCAAGAGUGCUACAGACAAACAAACUCCAAAGAAACAUCGACAAUUGUACACAGAUCAUUCGCGAAUAGGUGCUAUUGGAACCGACGCCGAAGAUCCCUUUUUUGAAUCGGACGCAGCCGACAAUAACGAUUUGCAUCAUCACCGUCUUGCGUCUCCGAAUGCACCUUCCACACCGGUCGGAAAUAUGAAUGGCAGCAGCAGCUAUGUUUGGAACGGCACUGCUAUGGUGGAUCGUUCCAUGAACUGGACCAUUGGCGGUGUCAUUGCCAUGGGUGAAGUUGAUCUGGAGAGUACAAAAUCCCUCACAGAAACUGGACCUAAUCCUCCAUCGAUCGCUCCUUUGAUUGGCCCUGAUGACGGUACUGUGGUCUUGUCAGCCGCCGAAGAGGCACAAUUGGCCGGAACGACCAUUAUCUCGAGUGCCCAGGAAAGCUUGGCGGCUGGCCGGAAAGGGAAAAUGAGCGGAAAGAAUAGCGCCAAAGCAACCGCUGGAGGGAAGUCCAGGACAGGUGGCAGUGUCAAAGGAGCAAAAGGAGCAAAAGGGAGCUCUUCCUUAUCGGCCACUGCCUUCAGCGGCGACUCCAAAAGUGCCAAAGUAAAGGGAUCCGCCAAAAAGUCAUCAUUGCAGGCUACUGCUUUCUCUUCGGCGAGUCAAAAGUCCAAAAUGAAAUCUACAGCUGGCGCCCAAUCCAUGUCGGCAUUCGGGGUAUUCGGUGCAAGUGGAGGAAAAGGUGGCAAGGGAGGAGGCAUGAUGAGUUUCUCCAACAGCGCUACAACUCUUGUGUCGGCUAGUUCACUCAAUCCCGAAGAAGAGAACGUCACAACUCCACCAGUGCCCGCCCCUACCAGCACUACUGUCGUUUCGAGCUCAUUCGAGGCAGCACCCACUCCCGUCAUUGCGGCAGCGACUGGUAGUGACAGUGACUACCCUCCAACCCGAGGCGGUGCCUUGGAAGCAGACUGCAAUGCCAUCCGGCAAGGAAAAGCCGACAAGAAUACACCCGGCAUGGAAGCGUUUACCAUCCAAGCCGACUGGAUACUGGCCGAGGGAGCCGACUUUGAGACUGUGGCGGCAGAUGUGAAACAGUACCUGCAAACCAAGGUGGCUCCUCCCAUUGCAGGUUGUGACGAGCGCCGUAGACGUCGAGGAAGAAGGCGCCAAUUGACCCGACGAAGUCUUCAGUUCAUCAGUACCCAAUCCAUAGUCUCCAAUGUGUUGUUUGAAAGUCCCAGUCGUGAUGGAGAAGGCUUGUGUUCCACCAGCUCGCCCAACAGUUGCCAUGCGACCCAAACAGUGGCCGAAAUCUACUACCAUGGAGUCGAUUCAGGGAUCGGCAUGCGCCUCUUGGCAUUCCUUCAGGCUGCAGGGAAUUUCGAUGUGAACGACCUUCUCGCAGUCAAGAAUCUCGUGGUGUUGGACAGCGACAGCAAUCCAGUAGGAGGCUCCAAUCUGCCGACUGGGGCUGGCAAUUCGGGUGGUAGCGGCGGCAGUGGUUCCAAUGCAGGCACAACGUUUGAAAGCAACGCCGCCGCCGUCGCAGCAGAGCAGCCGGAGGUGGAGGAAGGUGUCACCCCGUGGACCAAAACUAUUCUGGUAGUUGGUGUGUCUGCAGCCAGUGCUUUUUUCGGCACAAUUCUCUUCUACAUUGUCUGCCGACGCUGCCGAGAAAGACGAGACUUCCAAUCAAUGCCACGACCGGACGAGGGAGAGCAAAUGCCCGACAAAAUUGGUUCCAAGACCUGGCUAAACGACGACGAUGCUGAAAGUACCGAUGAUGAGGGUUUCUCGAACAUGGCUCUGAAAGGAAGCAUCGCUACAGCGGCGAAGACGGCAAAGGAAAAAGAAGCAGAAGUACAUAUGAAUUGUCACGGAGACACCCACAUCUGUGCUUCCUCGUAUUGCGAAGUUUGCAGUUUGUCUGGCCCGCCACAGAUUCAAUUUGUCUCUUCGGCGGCGACUGACCCAUACAACGAGCUCCCCGAGGACGCAACACGUACCUACUAUGCCGAAGAUACCGUGAGACUGUGAUCGACUCGACUCCACCUAGGAAGUAUGUAACGGUAGACUUGCCUCGAUACGGAGCAACGAGGCAGUGGACACACGGGAAAUGGGCUGGCCACCGAUUGCCCAACAAGCUCCGAAUCGAAUCAUGGUCACGGCUGACCUGAUAGGACACCGCAAAUUCAAUCUUUCUUGCAUGAGAAACUUUUUAAAACUAGUAGCUGGAAUUGGGAAUGCACGACGCUGUGGCUGUUUCCGUCCUCUUGGCAGGACCA
This is a messenger RNA of Seminavis robusta, 2629 nucleotides long. The record is from the annotation of a GenBank genome assembly. NCBI's taxonomy places the organism in Eukaryota, Bacillariophyta, Bacillariophyceae, Naviculales, Naviculaceae.